AUGAACAAGAUCCCUUUGGAGUUGCAUAUGUGGUGGGAGGAUCUGGGUAAAUCAGAGCAAGAUAAGGUCAAUCUACAUUUGGGAGGUCUCACCGGAUUGUUGAAGAUAAGGCCUAGAGGAGACAUCAUAAAGGCGUUGGUUACGUUUUGGGACCCAGCUCACAACGUCUUGCAUUUCUCGGAUUUCGAACUCACACCCACCUUGGAAGAGAUAGCAGGUUAUAUGGGAAGUACUGAAGGUCUGAGGCAUAAGUAUCUGAUCGCUCCAAGAGCCGUUAACUCUCACAAGUUCAUGGAUUUGCUAAAGAUAAGCAAGAGUCUCAGAUACGGGCAUGUAGGAGGAUUCAACAACCCGGAAAGCGGGGUUUGUAGCAAAGGGAACCGAGCAAAAUGGGAUGAGCAUAGGCGUUUCGCUUUCAUGGUAGCUUUCUUAGGCCUCGUGAUGUUUCCCCGGAAAGAUGGGAAUAUCGAUCUGCGGGUGGCUGGAGUCGUCAAAGUCUUGAUUACCAAUGCCAAGAGCACCCUUGCUCCUAUGAUAGUAUCUGAGAUAUACCGAGCUCUCACAUCUUGUAAAGUUGGGGCAGAUUUCUUCGAGGGAUGCAAUUUGCUACUACAAAUGUGGAUGAUCGAACACCUGUGUCACCGCCCUCAGUAUAUGAGUUAUGGGUCCGCAGAGAAAAGUUGCAUUGAAGAGUUCAACACAAGGAUGUCAAGGUUCAAGUUACCAGAGGGGUUUGGAGAUUGGGUAUCCCGCCUUCGCUCCAUCACUGCGAGGCAAAUAGAAUGGACAUUAGGUUGGCUUCCUGUUGAAGAAAUUGUGUAUAUGCCCGCCACUGGUCCUUACUUCCUCCUAAUGGGUCUUCGAGGCAUUCAGCCUUACGCUCCAUACUGGGUAAUGAGACAGUUGGGAAGGUGUCAGGUGAUGCACCCAGAUGAAUAUCUUAGUGUUUAUGCGGUCGAGGUUAGCUCCGACGGCCAAUUUCAUGAAGAAACAGUUCGUUCUAUUUGGAACGAGUGCCAGUAUUUGACAGCAACCACUCGAGUGCGUGACCUAUCUAGAGGCGAGGUCUCACCCGCCUAUCUUGCCUGGUAUAGAAAGAAGAACACUGCAAGGGCCGAACCAGAAAGACCAGCCAAAAAGCCUCACAUUCAGGAAUUCGUUGAGGCGUCGCAAGAACAGUGGGCUUGGUUGGCCAAGGAGAAUGAGUACAGGGCCACCAUAAGCAGGCUAGAAAAGCAAGUCAAAGACCUUCAAUCCGAGAAUAGUUUGCAAGCCACGGCGGAUGAGGGUGAAAAGAAAAAGCUAGCCAAAGAAAAUGAGGCCCUUCGAGCCCAGAUUCAAAAAAUGAAAACAGCAGCCGAAAAUCCCGCCAGAAGUACAAAGGAUGAAAAGUCUAUAAAGAACCUUAGGUAG
Messenger RNA from Nicotiana attenuata, 1413 nucleotides. RefSeq lists its product as uncharacterized. The record is from RefSeq and is a predicted model, not a curated record. The transcript is spliced from 2 exons. Lineage: Eukaryota; Viridiplantae; Streptophyta; Magnoliopsida; Solanales; Solanaceae. The coding region runs from base 1 to 1413 and encodes 470 amino acids.